AUGCGACUACUACAUUUGAGUUCGCAGCGAAGUGAUAUUAUGCGUACUAUGAAUAAUAGUAUAUUCAUAAUGAUUGAUAAAUUGAGGCGUAGCGUUAUUACUAUUAAAUAUAACAGAAAAGCUUCAACGGAAAACGUGAUGCCAUUGGCGCCAUCAACAGCAGUUCCUCGUCGAAUGCCACAGCGACUCAUUCCGCCACAGUUAAAUAUAUCUCAUCAACGGCAACAACAAAUCAAUCCUAGUAAUCAGCAACAGCAGCAGCGCCGACGAACAAAUUUAAAUCAACAACAACAGCAGGCUGAUCCGGGGCAACAACAAGUGGCACAAAAUUCACCUAACGAGACGACUACGGGUAUUGGUUAUAAUCGUUCGGUACGAACGACAUUGACAACAACCGUACGUGACUGUUUAACACAAUUUCAAAGACUAGUUAAUCGUACACAUCGAAUGUAUGACAGAAUUGAUGACAUAAUAGAUAACAUGUAA
Didymodactylos carnosus is the source of this 486-nucleotide messenger RNA. The record is from the annotation of a GenBank genome assembly. NCBI's taxonomy places the organism in Eukaryota, Metazoa, Rotifera, Eurotatoria, Philodinida, Philodinidae.